This is a messenger RNA of Aspergillus bombycis, 3180 nucleotides long. RefSeq lists its product as uncharacterized. Lineage: Eukaryota; Fungi; Ascomycota; Eurotiomycetes; Eurotiales; Aspergillaceae. Gene Ontology annotation, biological process: barbed-end actin filament capping; actin filament severing. The transcript is spliced from 3 exons. Gene Ontology annotation, molecular function: phosphatidylinositol-4,5-bisphosphate binding; actin filament binding. The coding region runs from base 1 to 3180 and encodes 1059 amino acids. The record is from RefSeq and is a predicted model, not a curated record.
AUGGGACGGUCGAAUACCUUUAAAGAAGUUACUCCUGUGGGAUUGAUGCGUACCGCCGCUCCUGGCAGCCACUCAAAAACAUCGAGUGUUUCUGGAAUGCCAGAUUUGUUCGGCACACCCGACACGACAAACAAAGCAAAGGAGACUCGAGCGGAAACCACCGCACCUGACACUGAGGGUAAUAUUAUACCACCUGUGGAGAAAGACUCUACAGAUCAUUCAAAGGCAACGGAGACCGUACCAGAGAGUACUGACCAGACCACCGAGCCAAUCGCCACUAGACGCAAGCGUGCCCCAACAUUAUUGACGCCGAUCUCGAACGCGAGUUUUGAUUCGCCUAUCUCGCCUACUAGGGUUUCACCUACUAGAGAUCCCCUGAUAAACCGACCGAAGCCCCAGUCCCCUGUGAUAGAUUUCCGUGCCAAUCUCCGAAAGCGAGAAGUUGUUAAGGAUCAAGGACCCAAGGAGGAGCCAGAGUUCAAAAAUGUUUUUGGAAAGCUGAAGAAAACAGAAUCAUCGAAUUAUGUCCCAUCUGACGAGCUCAAGGACAAUAUACUGAGAGGGAAAGCAGCAUUAAAUGCUACAGGAGGUCCGAAGAAAAACCAGAAAGUUGAUGAACUGAAAGACAGUAUUCUAAAACAGCGAGAGGCAAUCAAAUCCAGCAGUGGCUCGUUACGGCGCAAUACUGCUGGGGAAAACGAUGCCUCUAUGAAGGUCGUUCCUGAAGCCAUUGCGAAACGGCACAACCUGACCAAGUCCAGCAGUGCCAAAAGCAACGUGUCUGAUACGCCUGCCUCCCUUUCUCCUAGGGAGCCCGGGACACCACAACUUUCACCCCAACUUCCUUCAGAGAUUGAGCGUGUCGACCGUUCUCCUAGCCCACGACUUGCCGCGAAAGAACAUAAUCCCGAUGUACCUGAUACCCAGGAGCAAGUCUCUGAACCCGUUCAUCCUAUCAGCGAACAAAAUAGUAAAAUCGAGUCGAGUGAAUCGGAGGAUCAGUUGGAGAAUGCGGUAAUUGAAGAGCAGAAGAAGUCAAGUGAAGAGACCAUCCAACCGGUGCGUGCUUUGCCAUCGGGGAAUGUCGUGCAGGCCACAAAUCUGCCUGCUUCAGCUGAAGGUCUUGCUACUAAAGACUUCGUGGAUUACCCAUCGAAGGAAGUGACAGACUCUUGUGAUGCCCCUGGCUUUCCUGAUCUGAACGAGCCUGACCCUUUGGAUUUCGCACCAAAGGAGUCAACCCCUCGAGAGAACUUACCAUAUUCUAAGAUGGAAGAGAAGAAAGUCCCCGUGAAGGAAAUUAGCCCAGAGGAAGAACCCGCUACCCAGGAUGUUUCGCCACCUUCAACUGAGGAAACAGGAGCUGACAUAAAAGAUCUUGUGCCCGAAACAGAGGCUGCUAGCCAAGGAGUCUCACCAUCACUUGAUGUUGAGGUAGACGUCUCUAUAGACCCCGCACCGAAGGAAGAGCCCAGUCUUGAAGAGACUCUACAAUUCUCCGAUACCAUGGAAGACCAACUUCCUACAGUGGACUCUGCACUGAAGGAAAAGCCUGGUUUCCAGGGGACUCCACAGUUCUCCGCCAGCAUAAAAAACGAGCUACCUGCCGUGGAGUCCGUACCGGAAGAAGAAGAUAUCAUAUUUCCAGAACCUACACUGCCCCUAUAUAAUGAGGAAACAAUUUCUAAGAAUUAUAUAUCGAAAAGAGAUACUAUCUCCUCCAGAAUAACAAUGUCCUCUGACAUCGGGGAGUCCGAGACCAUGAAUACUGCUUCCAAGGAAGAUACCGGUGUCCAGAAGAUGCCAUCAUCCUCGGAGAUUGCGGGACCUGAGCCCACUGGGUCCUUGGAAAGUGAGAAGUCUGGUUCCCUGAAUAGUCUGCCGUCUCCAACUAUCGUGAGAUCAGAAGUCCCCUCUACAGACCUUGUGCUCGAAAAAGAGACUGAAUCACGGGGCAACCCAGCUUCACCUGAUAUUAAGGAACUUGAUGCAAGCCUAUUAUCUACUCAAAGCUGCGCAGGCAAUUCUAGCGGCUGGCCGCUCCCUGAUGGCGAUAUUCCCGCGCCUGCCGCUUUGGAAACAGGGUUGACUCAGCCUUCUCCACCAACGACGGACAAGCCAACCGAGUUUAAAAGGAGUAUUCCUCACAUGGCUGAGAGAGACUCCAAACAGAGAUCUUCGGCAUCGUUGGUGCCCCAGGCCGAUGAGUCUCUUGAAGCCAUUUCUGGCUUCUUCAGGACAUUCCCCAAUUCAAGGGAUUCCGUGAAUAUUGAUGCCCAGUUAAUGCUGACGAGCAAGAAUGAGAACCAGAAGAUCAGGACCCUGAGGAUGCAGAUGUGGGAGAUAACAGGUGAUGGCAAGAAACAAGAUCUCCCAGUCAAUCAAGAGUACAUCCUCUACGAAGGCAGCAUGUAUCUCUGCGUGCAUCUAUUCGAAGCUGACGGUGGCGCACGGUCAGAAGCUCAUCUUUGGUGUGGUGAUGAUGUUCCCGAUGCAGCAAUAGACGAUGCGCAGUCUUUUUCAAAGAAGGUGGCUAAGGAAAAUGGCUGCAAAUUGGAAGUCAUUAAACAGGGAAAAGAAACCGCGCGUUUUAUCCAAGCCCUCGGCGGAAUUCUCAUAACCCGUAGAGGUCUCAGUUCUCGUUCUAGUUCCUCUGCCUUUUUCAUGCUUUGCGGCAGAAAGCACCUAGGCCAAAUGGUCUUUGACGAAGUGAAUUUCUCCCGCCAGAGCUUGUGCCCCGGCUAUCCGUUCGUAAUUUCUGCCAUGUUUGGCAAGGUAUAUUUGUGGAAGGGCAAGGGCAGUGCAGCUGAAGAGGUCGGAGCCGCUCGGUUGAUUGGCAUGGACCUUGGCUUGACUGGCGAGUUCGAAGAGGUUGCUGAAGGAGAAGAGCCAGAGAGCUUUUUUGAAUGUUUCCCACAGUAUGAGGAGUCUGGAGAUUACAUGCGCCCAGAUUAUUGGCGGUUAAAGCCUAACCAUGCAUGUUAUCGCCCGAGACUACUUCGUAUUGACCAUGAGCUUGGUCAGCAGCGACCAGCAGGGUUCUGGCUUCGCCGGCCAGGUUCCGCGUCUCCAGUGAUUCGACCGAACGACACUGUUCAAGAGAUCGAGCCUUUCUGCCAGAAAGACAUCAAGGCUAAUGGUAUUUAUGUCUUAGAUACCUUCUUCGAGAUCUAUGUGUAA